Gorilla gorilla gorilla (western lowland gorilla) is the source of this 4860-nucleotide messenger RNA. RefSeq names its product bone morphogenetic protein 6 (gene BMP6). NCBI's taxonomy places the organism in Eukaryota, Metazoa, Chordata, Mammalia, Primates, Hominidae. The transcript is spliced from 7 exons. The coding region runs from base 861 to 2414 and encodes 517 amino acids. Gene Ontology annotation, molecular function: growth factor activity; cytokine activity. The record is from RefSeq and is a predicted model, not a curated record. Gene Ontology annotation, cellular component: extracellular region. Gene Ontology annotation, biological process: BMP signaling pathway.
AGCAGAAAGCCCACGUUGGCCGCUGCGGGGAGCGCGGCGUGGCGAGGCGGGAGACCGAAUUCCGGCGCCGCCGCCGCGGCCGCUGCUCGGUGCACUAGCCCACUUCCUUCCCAUCCUUUCUGCGAGUGGGUUUGCUGGGCAGCCGGGCGACCGCCGAACGGAAAGCAAGAUCCUCGCCGCCUCCGCUUGAGGAGGCGUGCGGCGCGCGGAGAUUUUGAGUGGGAGCGACGGUGCCCGAGAGCUCAGGGGCGCGGAGUUCGUGAGCGAGAAGGAAGUUAAACCUCGCGGAAUAGACUGGCAUUUCGGGACGCCUUGUCGCCGCAGCCUGGGCCCUGCAACGGGGUAAACUUCAUGGUGGCCCUGCGAUCCGGGGAGGGGCGUGCGCCACGGUGAUGCCGGGCAUCUCCCGCAGCUCGUGAGCGGCCCCACUCCCCGCUGCCCCGGGUCCCACUCAGUCGCCAGGGAGAGCGAGGGGCAGCGCACGUGUGCGGCCAGCGAGGCCUAGAGUGACCGCGCCGCGACUCGCAGGAGCCAGGGCGCAGGCUGCAGCGCAGCCCGGACUCGGACGCACCUGGCCUGGACCGCGCGCCUCUAGAGAGCUGCGCGAGGCUGUGAGGCUCCCCUUCCUCCCCUCCAAGCGGUUCUCCUGGUGAUCGCCCCUUCGCCACCUCUCUAGCCUGGGCAACUGGGGGCGCCCCGGACGACCAUGAGAGAUAAGGACUGAGGGCCAGGAAGGGGAAGCGAGCCCGCCGAGAGGUGGCGGGGACUGCUCACGCCAAGGGCCACAGCGGCCGCGCUCCGGCCUCGCUCCGCCGCUCCACGCGUCGCGGGAUCCGCGGGGGCAGCCCGGCCGGGCGGGGAUGCCGGGGCUGGGGCGGAGGGCGCAGUGGCUGUGCUGGUGGUGGGGGCUGCUGUGCAGCUGCUGCGGGCCCCCGCCGCUGCGGCCGCCCUUGCCCGCUACCGCGGCCGCCGCCGCCGGGGGGCAGCUGCUGGGGGACGGCGGGAGCCCCGGCCGCACGGAGCAGCCGUCGCCGUCGCCGUCGCCGCAGUCCUCCUCGGGCUUCCUGUACCGGCGGCUCAAGACGCAGGAGAAGCGGGAGAUGCAGAAGGAGAUCUUGUCGGUGCUGGGACUCCCGCACCGGCCCCGGCCCCUGCACGGCCUCCAACAGCCGCAGCCCCCGGCGCUCCGGCAGCAGGAGGAGCAGCAGCAGCAGCAGCAACAGCAGCUGCCUCGCGGAGAGCCCCCUCCCGGGCGACUGAAGUCCGCGCCCCUCUUCAUGCUGGAUCUGUACAACGCCCUGUCCGCCGACAACGACGAGGACGGGGCGUCCGAGGGGGAGAGGCAGCAGUCCUGGCCCCACGAAGCAGCCAGCUCGUCCCAGCGUCGGCAGCCGCCCCCGGGCGCCGCGCACCCGCUCAACCGCAAGAGCCUUCUGGCCCCCGGAUCUGGCAGCGGCGGCGCGUCCCCACUGACCAGCGCGCAGGACAGCGCCUUCCUCAGCGACGCGGACAUGGUCAUGAGCUUUGUGAACCUGGUGGAGUACGACAAGGAGUUCUCCCCUCGUCAGCAACACCACAAAGAGUUCAAGUUCAACUUAUCCCAGAUUCCUGAGGGUGAGGCGGUGACGGCUGCAGAAUUCCGCAUCUACAAGGACUGUGUUAUGGGGAGUUUUAAAAACCAAACUUUUCUUAUCAGCAUUUAUCAAGUCUUACAGGAGCAUCAGCACAGAGACUCUGACCUGUUUUUGUUGGACACCCGUGUAGUAUGGGCCUCAGAAGAAGGCUGGCUGGAAUUUGACAUCACAGCCACUAGCAAUCUGUGGGUUGUGACUCCACAGCAUAACAUGGGGCUUCAGCUGAGCGUGGUGACAAGGGAUGGAGUCCACGUCCACCCCCGAGCCGCGGGCCUGGUGGGCAGAGACGGCCCUUACGACAAGCAGCCCUUCAUGGUGGCUUUCUUCAAAGUGAGUGAGGUCCACGUGCGCACCACCAGGUCAGCCUCCAGCCGGCGCCGACAACAGAGUCGUAAUCGCUCUACCCAGUCCCAGGACGUGGCGCGGGUCUCCAGUGCUUCAGAUUACAACAGCAGUGAAUUGAAAACAGCCUGCAGGAAGCAUGAGCUGUAUGUGAGUUUCCAAGACCUGGGAUGGCAGGACUGGAUCAUUGCACCCAAGGGCUAUGCUGCCAAUUACUGUGAUGGAGAAUGCUCCUUCCCACUCAACGCACACAUGAAUGCAACCAACCACGCGAUUGUGCAGACCUUGGUUCACCUUAUGAACCCCGAGUAUGUCCCCAAACCGUGCUGUGCACCAACUAAGCUAAAUGCCAUCUCGGUUCUUUACUUUGAUGACAACUCCAAUGUCAUUCUGAAAAAAUACAGGAAUAUGGUUGUAAGAGCUUGUGGAUGCCACUAACUCGAAACCAGAUGCUGGGGACACACAUUCUGCCUUGGAUUGCUAGAUUACAUCUGCCUUAAAAAAACGGAAGCACAGUUGGAGGUGGGACGAUGAGACUUUGAAACUAUCUCAUGCCAGUGCCUUAUUACCCAAGAAGAUUUUAAAGGACCUCAUUAAUAAUUUGCUCACUUGGUAAAUGACGUGAGUAGUUGUUGGUCUGUAGCAAGCUGAGUUUGGAUGUCUGUAGCAUAAGGUCUGGUAACUGCAGAAAUAUAACCGUGAAGCUCUUCCUACCCUCCUCCCCCAAAAACCCACCAAAAUUAGUUUUAGCUAUAGAUGAAGCUAUUUGGGGUGUUUGUUAGUAAAUAGGGAAAAUAAUCUCAAAGGAGUUAAAUGUAUUCUUGGCUAAAGGAUCAGCUGGUUCAGUACUGUCUAUCAAAGGUAGAUUUUACAGAGAACAGAAAUCGGGGAAGUGGGGGGAACGCCUCUGUUCAGUUCAUUCCCAGAAGUCCACAGGACGCACAGCCCAGGCCACAGCCAGGGCUCCAUGGGGCGCCUUUGUCUCAGUCAUUGCUGUUGUAUGUUCGUGCUGGAGUUUUGGUGUGAAAAUACACUUAUUUCAGCCAAAACAUACCAUUUCUACACCUCAAUCCUCCAUUUGCUGUACUCUUUGCUAGUACCAAAAGUAGACUGAUUACACUGAGGUGAGGCUACAAGGGGUGUGUAACCGUGUAACACGUGAAGGCAAUGCUCACCUCUUCUUUACCAGAACGGUUCUUUGACCAGCACAUUAACUUCUGGACUGCCGGCUCUAGUAUCUAUUUCAGUAAAGUGGUUCUCUGCCUUUUUACUAUACAGCAUACCACGCCACAGGGUUAGAACCAACAAAGAAAAUAAAAUGAGGGUGCCCAGCUUAUAAGAAUGGUGUUAGGGGGAUGAGCAUGCUGUUUAUGAACGGAAAUCAUGAUUUCCCUUCUAGAAAGUGAGGCUCAGAUUAAAUUUUAGAAUAUUUUCUAAAUGUCUUUUUCACAAUCAUGUACUGGGAAGGCAAUUUCAUACUAAACUGAUUAAAUAAUACAUUUAUAAUCUACAACUGUUUGCACUUACAGCUUUUUUUGUAAAUAUAAACUAUAAUUUAUUGUCUAUUUUAUAUCUGUUUUGCUGUAACAUUGAAGACCAGACUUUAAAAAAAAAAAAAGUUUAUUUAGAAAGUAUCAUAGUGUAAACAAACAAACUGUACCACUUUGAUUUUCUUGGAAUACAAGACUCGUGAUGCAAAGCUGAAGCCACUCUUGACAGUUGUGCUUCUCUAGGAGGUUGGGCUUUUUUAAAAAAAGAAUUAUCUGUGAACCACACGUGAUUAAUAAAGAUUUCCUUUAAGGCAGAGGCUGUUGGAGAUGCUGCUGUUAUCUUCUGCCUCAGACAGUAUAAGUGGUCUUGUUUCUAAGAUUCCUACCACCGGUUACUUUGGGCCAAGUAUCCACAUCCCCUUGCGUAUGGGAGGUGGGUGAAGAGUGUUGGACGCAAAGUGGUUAUUAUGGGAAGUAGCUCGAUGGUAAAAGGACAAACACCUAUCUUAGAGCUUAGUCGUCCUGUAUGUGCUUAUUCCCAAGGGAGAUAGUAAAAGUGUUUAAUCACAAGGAUAGCAUGAUAAUCACAAGGACAGCAUGAGUUAGAGGACACUGGCAUCAACAGCUGCCACAGCCAUGCACACCAGGGCCAGAGCAGCCCGCUGACAUCUGUCUUUGGUCUUGAGAUCAAAUGCAUCCCAUUCUUCAUACAUUAGAAGGUCGACCUCCUUGAAGCAGACCAAGUAUAGCAAGCCUCUAAAAGGACUACUGAGAAACAGAAUCAGAAACUCUAGAACUCUAGUUAGGGCCCUUCAGCAGGGCUGCAGAGCCUCCCUGGAUACCCAGGCCUGGGAAAGCCUGUCUGGUCUUGUCACCCCAGGUGACAAAUACAACUGGAAUCUUUCAAUGAGUUAAUGAGAUACUGAGAAUGAGCCUCGUGGAAUUUUCCAUGCCUACCCUUUCUAAGGAAGACAUCCAACAGUUCAUGUGGGCUCUGGCUUCGUGUUAACAUGAUGAACUAAAGAAAUGUUUCACCCCGUGAGAAACAGAAGGAUCCCCUGAACAGUAACUGAUUUGACAAGUAUCGACACGUAAAGUUAUGGCAUCAGCAUUCUCUUACUCAGGCACAGUCAGAAGUAACGCUGCUUUCAUUACGGCUAACCUCUCACACUGAGAGAAGUAUUCACAGAAACAGAAGCUCCAGCGGCGGCCGCGAAGGUAUCUUCCAGAGGUGUGGGUUUUUGCAUUUCAGUCUGCUCCAUGCUACGGACCAACACAGUAUUGAGUCAACUGUGACCUUAAGAUCAGAGGAACGUCAAUACUGCCACAAGGCCACCUUUCCAGAACUCGUGGGCAGGUAAACUAUGCUUUGGAUGUGCUUUCUUUCACCAAAA